GACCCGGCCUUUGUCACAAGGGUUGAAGUCCUCAUUUUACUUACUCCCACUUUGUAAACAAAAACAUCAAGAUCUAACAAAAAUGUCAAUGAAUUGCACUCAUUGAAGCAUAUAUUUGCCAAGUAGUAACACAGAAUAUUUAGGAAACAGUAGAAAUGGCUGGAAAGCUUGAGUUCUUAAAGCAUAACCAUUAAAAUGGGACAGAUGUGGGCCUCGUCCACCACGGCCGCGUCCACCGCCGCUGUGGAAAGUCUUGAAAAUGACAAUGCGAAGUCUACGGUGGAAAUAUUAAACGAGAAAUUUUCCUUGCAAGAUGGCAUCACCUUGUACACCAAUGGCCUGAGUCCUUGUGCGAGGAGAGUGAAGAUGACACUCAUAGAGAAGAAUGUGCCCUUCCGAGAAGUUGAGGUGGAUUUCAUCAAUGGCGAACAAGGAUGUGAAGCCUAUAGGAAGAUUAAUCCAAAUAUGAAAGUACCAGCUUUAAGUAUACAAAAUGUGGAGGGUGUACCUGAUGUGUGCCUUUAUGAAUCAAAUGUUAUAACAGAGUAUCUAGAUGCAGUAUUUCCUGGAACCAACUUGUAUCUGACAGAUAGGUGGGAGUUAGCUCAAUGUAGAGAAUGGCAGGAUUGGGAGCUUGCCCUCACAGAUGAUUUUGUUCCUGUUGCCUACACCAACAGUCUAAUGGCAGCCAUGAUGAAAUUGACCUAUUCGACGGAAGAGAGACUUGUCAAUUCUCUAAUGGAAAAGAACGCUUCAAAGAUAACAAUGUCAAGGAUGGUCAAGGGUUUCAGAGGUAUGGCAUGUGGUAGCCGGGAGGAGCUCAUCCAGCACAGUAUUGGCAUUCUGAAGAGCUUUCUGCAACUAGAAGAUGCCUUGGAGGGGAAGGAGUACCUGAUUGGGGGUCGUUUCACCAUAGCUGAUCUCUCUGUCUACCCAAGGGUUGCCAUGGCUCAUAUGCUUAAGAUCACCGUGAACCACUCAACCUUCCCGAACAUCAGCCGGUACUUGAGCAACCUCUCCUCCAGAAAGUGUUUCUAUGAUACCUCUCCGCCGUACUACAUGUCGGUUGUCAACUACUUCUCAAGUUGGGUGAUGACCCUGGCCAGUUGGAAGACGGGGAGAAAAAUGGAGCAAGUCAACUUGAGUGCUUAUUAUGAGAGGGCAAAGGAUGAAUAUAAGCAGAUGAAGUUCCCCGGUGUUAGGCCGUUGCCUACCUGUGUCAUACACCCUGAUGCUGUGGUCCUCUUUCACUACAGUACAGCAGCUCCCUGUUGGCAAGCCCAGCUACUACUUAAACUGAAGCAAAAAGACUUCCGCGUUAUUGACUGUGAUGUUGUGGAGACAAUCGGGCGGCCGUGUGGAACUGGUGGAAUCUACCGCACGCAGCACGGCGGGAAAACCGUGACUGGCUCACGUGUAAUGCUGGAAUAUCUUGAUGCAAUCACUGGACAAGAAAAUGCCCUGUAUCCCAGCGACCCGAAGGAAAAGGCUGCAUGCCUCUGCUGGCAAGCCUGGGAGCAGACCACGUAUGCUAACGAGGUCUUCCAAAUCUAUGAAAUUGAAGUGGUCUCUGCAGCUAUGCAAGUAAGAUUUCCUCCAAAAGAAACCGACAGCCUGCUCUCUCUAAGAUCUGAUGUGAACUUCUCUGAUAAAUUUGAUGCCAUCAUGAAGUCAUACCUCUCAAGGUUGAAGAAGACCCACCCGAGAUAUUCAGAACUGGUUGAAAACUACCAGCACCUGAAGCCAACCAUUCGUGACAAGCAGAAGCUGACACUCUUCACACUUGAACGCCUUCAUGAAAGGUUGUCUUAUCUGAAUGACCAACUCAAGGGUAGGAAGUUCCUCGUUGGAGAAUCUGUGACCAUCGCUGACUGCUCUAUCUUCGUUCUCAUUGUCUUACUCUCCUUCAUCAGUCUGAAGGUGUCCGACCGCAAGUACCCCGAUGUCACAAAGUGGAUGUACGUCUUGAGAAAGAUCGAGGAGUUUCGUGCCAUUGAAGAAGACAUGCGGCAUGAAAUACAACGCUAUAUCGAUGAGUGCGAACGAGGCGAUAGCGAUGAAGACUUUGAUUUGAUCUAAUCAGAUAAGGCAAAUCGUAUUGUGGUGACAACAAAUUUAUAGUUGUGAUGAAGAAGGAAAUCUUUCUCUCAUUCUUUGAACACUGCAUAAUCAAUCAUUCCAAUUCUAGUCUUAUCAUCGUGUUUUUCUAAUUGUUGUAUAGUGCAUUCUUUCAAGGACCACAAUUAAGUUCAGGAUGAGUAAUCAGACUUUUGAGAAGCCUUGUAGAUUUACAUUUAUCCUCAAAGAAUUCAAAUUGAUAAUACCAGAUAUACAUAAUGUAUUAUGCCAGUGUGUAGUACAGAUUUAUUUCUCUUCAGCUCAACCAAAAUUCAUGUCAACAUUUUAAACAUUACAGUUUACUGACUUUUCAUGUGCAAUGUUAUAUAUAUACUCCCUUCUUGUGCCAAGUUGUUUCAAAUUUUACUACAGAUCUUA
Molecule: messenger RNA, 2496 nt
Organism: Lineus longissimus
Lineage: Eukaryota; Metazoa; Nemertea; Pilidiophora; Heteronemertea; Lineidae
Exons: 12
Coding region: 196-2079 (627 amino acids)
Source: RefSeq, a predicted model, not a curated record